Molecule: messenger RNA, 1063 nt
Organism: Gadus macrocephalus (Pacific cod)
Lineage: Eukaryota; Metazoa; Chordata; Actinopteri; Gadiformes; Gadidae
Gene: airim
Product: AFG2 interacting ribosome maturation factor
Exons: 4
Coding region: 206-835 (209 amino acids)
Cellular component (GO): nucleus; cytoplasm
Source: RefSeq, a predicted model, not a curated record
CAUCCGGACCCCGGAAACUGGACUAGCCAGGAGAAAGCAACGUGAGCUCGUUGUGAUCAAUUCCUAUUAUACAUCCAGGUAGUAGCUACGUGUUUUGCAAACUGAUUAUUCAGUACAUAGUAUCGAAAAGUAUUUUUUUUUAUUAAAAAGGCAUAACCGUAUCCCCGUAGUCUAAAUAGUGUGUCUUAAAAUAUCACAUCGGUGAAUGUCCAGUGAGAUGUCGAUACCUUCGUCUUUGGCUCUCCAACAAGUUUUGAGGAAAAGCUUUCAGCACUUGGAAACCAAUCAGAAAACAUGGCACUCUGUGUUGGCCGAGUGCACCCCUUUGGUAGGGUCUGUAGGAAAUCUGGCUCAGCAGCUGCGAGCUCUCUCCAACGUGAACAUCUCCAACACACCACUUCAAGCCUUCCCUGACCUACAGCAACGUCUGCAUUUCAAGCUUGUCCUGGCAUUGGAUAUAGUGCUGGAGAAACUCAAUGAAAAACUGGUUUUGCUGCAGUCCGUGAGGGACUCGCACAGUAACCAGCUCACGGCAGUCUUUCAGCUGUAUGAGAGGGACGCAGACACUCUGGAUCUGUACACCUGCACCCAGAGGUCUCCUGUCGCCCCGUCCAUCGCUGACAUGCUAGAGUGGCUGCAGAAUGCAGAGCUUUACUACAAACAACAAUUUCUGAAAAGAAAGACUUUGUUACACAGCCUGAUGCCCGACGAUCUCUCACUACUGGAAUCAACUCCCGAGAGAUGGGACUCUCUAGAUACAUCUAGUGGUGAGGAAUAUAUUACAGAUACCCUUUUCCGGGUCUCUUUCUUUGUGGAGUCAAACAAAGGAGAGUAAGAAGAAUGUGUCACCUAGGAUGAAAAUCUAUUGUUUACCCAUGUUUACAUUGGUCCGAAUCUGAUGUGAAAUUGUAUUCUUAUCAAAGCUGGAAUUUUGUAUAAGGAUGGACAAAAAUGUAAAAGGUCAUGGGGUUUUCCGGACAAUGUGAAAGGAAAAGAAUUACAAUUUCUAAAACACUGUUCUCGUAAUUCCAUGGCUGGAAUAAAGUUUUUCUCAGCAAAACUG